Hemibagrus wyckioides is the source of this 3011-nucleotide messenger RNA. RefSeq lists its product as uncharacterized. The coding region runs from base 639 to 1004 and encodes 121 amino acids. Lineage: Eukaryota; Metazoa; Chordata; Actinopteri; Siluriformes; Bagridae. The record is from RefSeq and is a predicted model, not a curated record. The transcript is spliced from 3 exons.
UCUUGACUCAUCUAAAGCUCAAUCCAGUACUUACUGAAAGAAUUGUCUAUUGAAUAUGGAGGUAGACGGUUAAUUUUGGAGCACCCUCUUAUAAGGAAUUAACAUUAUCAAUGGGUAAUAUUCAUUUAUUCAGAGAGAGAGAGCGAGAGAGAGAGAGAGAGAGAGAGAGCGCUUUAGAAACAUGUAAUAUUUAAAAAUCGAGAGAUGGGUAGAGGGAGAAAGAAAAAGACAGACAGAAUGGGUGGGGGAAAGAGAGACACAAAGAGAGAGAGAGAGAGAGAGAGAGAGAGAGAGAGAGAGAGAGAGAGAGGGCGUUUUGGGAGCUUGUAAUGCAUCAACUUAAAAUAUUUAAAAAAUCAAGACAAAAGGAGAGGAAGUAACAAAGAGACUGAGAGAGAGAGAGAGAGAGAGAGAUCUUCGCGCAUGGAUGCUUCAUUCUCUUUGUUCGUUUAUGUGUCUCGGUGUGUUUUAGGACAGCAAAAUGUUCCCUCGUCUUAUUAUGUAUAAGUUUGCAAGAGUCUCGUCUCUCCAGUGAACUCGGUCCCCUCAUGGUGCUCCGUCUCCACGCGGAUACAUAGCGCCAUUUAGGCGCGUAUUAUUUACUUCCUCACGGAUCAACGAAAACAAAAGUCAACACAAUGGAUCUUUCAUUUAUGGCUGCGCAGUAUUCAUACAACGUGGCAUACAUCUCGUGCGCACCGGAUCGGAGUCAAAAAGCGCAUUAUUCUGCUCCUCUACGUAAUGAAAGGUCCAUCAUUCCAGUAAGUCAGAUCCCAGUUAUGACAGGAGCAUUCAUGGACUCUUCCCCCAACGAUGAUUACAGCACUGAACAUUCCCUCUUCAACUCAUCUGCCAGUGUGAAUGCAGCUCCCAUGACCUUAGUCCAGACUCAACAUGAUGAGCAGCAUCGUGUCUCCACUGAUGCUAUCUGGCUGUGGAUCGCCAUCAUUGCCACCAUUGGGAACAUUGUGGUGGUUGGAGUGGUUUAUGCAUUCACUUUCUGAUCUGUCCAUUUAAAGAAACUAUUGGAAGUGAGUUGUCGGUUUUGAUGAUAAUCUUUUGGUUCAUGAAAAACCAACAUUUGCAUUCAAAACUUUUCCUUCUACAAUGUUAUUUGGAAGCUUGCACUUCGGUAAGCUGUGUUUGUUUAUUCUGAAGAUGUUCAAAUGGAUUAAAUGGCUUUAGGUGCUGAACCUACUUUAAUAUCCCAGAAGACCUUAGAAGCAAUUAAGAGGAUUGUUCCUCAAUUAUUUGGAUGACAGGACAGCAAAUCUUUAAACAUUAAAUGGAAGUAAGGGACACACACACACACAGCCGUACACAAAGAAAAUGGUUUGUAUAUAAACUAACAACAUCAUAAGAACACUUGUUGUUAUGAUAAAAGAUUAAUCUGUUCUGUGUAAAAAUAUUUCAUAGUUACACAUUUACUUCUGUAUAACGUCCAGCUAUAUUACUUUGUAUAACCUUAUAUGUUUUAAAGACAGUCUAGUUGAUUGAAGUCAAACACAUUUAAAUAUUCUUUGCAUCAAGUACCUGUCCAUAUGUUUCUUACUCCAGAAUCCCAUUUCUCUGUGUGUUGAAAUCUCCUAUGCAGUUGUUGCUAUGGUGAUUAAUCCUGACUAAUUAAGGACAUAAAAUGACUCUUCUUCAGCCAAGGAGAAGAGCACUUCAGAUGAUGGUGCCCUAGCUGUUGACCCUCUUAUUUUUCGCCCAGCUGUUUUCCUUCUUUUGGUUGAAGAGAACUAUCCAGGGAAAAAGCCAUAAGCGCAUAUUAUGUUCAAUUAUAGUGUUACUUUUAUGGGUUGCCAUGGAGAAGGUUAGAUGGGGUACAUAGACAGGGCACUAAAAAUGCCUCCACAGAGCUCUGGUUCUCUAAUGGGCUCCCAGGGAAAUAGUCAGGUCUGUAAUCAAGCCCAAGAAAAAGCAAUGUAUUUAAAUAUCUUCAAAUGCACUUUCACCGAAUCACAAUAUACAGUUAUAGUAACGUAGAAGAAAUGUAUUGUUCCCAAUACUAUUCAAAUAGAAAUGUACUGUAAGGGAAAUUAUGAUUAUGACUGAUUCGAAAAUGAAAGUGAUUUAUUAGGAUUUCUUUUUUGUUGACCACCUGCUAAUCAGCCCACUUUUGCCUAAUAAAUGAUGCACCUGUGAAACUACAACUGUUCUUAUUGAUUUACCCCUUCAUUCUUAAUAAAUGACCAUUAAGUUCUGAUCAUGCUGUUGGAAAUUCCUCAGCUAUAAGUCAGUGCUCUUGCUUUAUGUUUUCGUUCAUGAAUUCGUUCUUUAUUAUUCAUUCUCAUGAAUAAUAGACUACGUAGUGAUUAAUGAUCCUUUAUGAUUUUCAUAAUGAUAAGCCCAGAGUGUGCACUAAACCAUAGAUCUUGCCAAGAUACACAGUUACAUUGCUUUCUGUCCUGGCCCCGACAGCUCAGUGCAGACAGAUUCAAUAUGCUAAUUUGGGUCAGUGUUUUUGGACACAUUCUGUCAGCUCAGAUCUAAACUAACAGUCUGGAGUUUCUCCUGAGCCAUAGCAAUGCUUUACAACUGUUGAAUCAGAAUGUAAUUUAUACCAGAUUACCUGUAAGCUGAGAAAAAAAAGCUUAUUAGACUUGAAAACCUCUUAGUGAUGUUUAAAGGCGUUUUAACAUUGAUGUUUAUUAACGUUUAAUGCAGAUGUAUGCAACUGAUUGGCAGUCUAUGAUAAUUAUAUGUUCUAUAUUCAUUUGUAGUCUCUGUUCAUCGCUGUAUCUUGUACCUGCUGCUCUCAUGUGACAUCCACCCACACUGCCUCAACAUGUCAGAGCUUAGACUAAAAAUCAUACCAUACUUCUACAUACUUUUGCACAAAAUGUGUUUCUUAUUUCUCAGCCAGUAACACAUUUCACAAGGUUUGGUAUAUGCAUAAUAAAUGUGGGCACAAACAGUGCAAAAUGUCAAGACGUUCUAUUUUGAGAUGUUUUACAGUGUGACUGAACAAACUUGAACAGACAUACAUUUAGCCUUCUCUUUAUAUG